CGCGGGGCCGCACCGCGCCUCCCCCCGUCCCCCCCUGCUCCGGCUCUCAAUGUUCCACACCGCCCGGCCACAGAGCCGCCGCCGCCGCCGUAUAGCCCCCCGGCCGCCUCCGUCCCCCUCCUCGGGCGCCGCGGGCCCGGCCCGGCCCCCCGCCACCCCGGCCCCCCGACCCAGCAGCGGGACAGGACGCGGGCGAAGUUCCCCACGAUGUCCAGUGAUAGGCAGAGGUCAGACGAUGAAAGUCCAAGUACCAGCAGCGGUAGUUCGGAUGCCGAUCAGAGGGAUCCACCAGCACCUGAACCUGAAGAGCAAGAAGAAAGAAAACCUUCUGCAACCCAGCAGAAGAAGAACACCAAACUCUCCAGCAAAACUACUGCUAAGCUAUCUACUAGUGCUAAAAGAAUCCAGAAGGAGCUAGCUGAAAUAACCCUUGAUCCUCCUCCUAACUGCAGUGCCGGCCCUAAAGGAGAUAACAUUUAUGAAUGGAGAUCAACUAUACUUGGACCUCCGGGUUCUGUAUAUGAAGGGGGCGUUUUUUUCCUGGAUAUCACAUUUUCAUCUGACUAUCCAUUCAAGCCACCAAAGGUUACUUUCCGUACCAGAAUUUAUCACUGCAACAUCAACAGUCAAGGAGUCAUCUGUCUGGAUAUCCUGAAGGACAACUGGAGCCCUGCUUUGACUAUUUCAAAGGUCCUGCUGUCUAUUUGUUCUCUUUUGACAGACUGCAACCCGGCUGAUCCUCUGGUUGGAAGCAUAGCCACUCAGUAUCUGACCAACAGAGCAGAACAUGACAGGAUAGCCAGACAGUGGACCAAGAGAUAUGCAACAUAAACGACAAACUACUUGUGCAGUGUGAAGGUGCAGAAGGCAACUUUACAGUGUGCAACAAAUCUUUAUAGCCUUUACAAUACGGACUUCUGUGUAUAUGUUAUACUGAUUCUACUCUGCUUUUAUCCUUUUGAAGACUGGGAUACUGCCCCCCAAAAAGGUAAAUGCUAUCAAGAGUAGAAGUUUGUAGCUGUAGAUUAGUUAUGUUUAAAAUGCCUACUUGCAAGUCUUGCUUCUUUGGGAUAUCAAAAUGUAUUUUGUGAUGUACUAAGGAUACUGUUCCUGAAGUCAACCAAAUAUUAUAGUGCAUUUUAGCCUAAUUCAUUAUCUGUAUGAAGUUAUUAAAGGUAGCUGUAGAUUACUAGGAAUUAUGUCAUUUGUAUUAAACCCAGAUCUAUUUCCAAUAUGUGGUACAUGCUGUUGUGAAAACUGUUUUAACUUUUACCUUUGUCAGUUUGUAAUGAAAGGAUUUCCUUUUUCCCUUUGUAGCUCAGAGAGCACCCAGUGUAUCAUCUCAAACACAAUAAACAUGUUCCCCAAGGA
Molecule: messenger RNA, 1371 nt
Organism: Cygnus atratus (black swan)
Lineage: Eukaryota; Metazoa; Chordata; Aves; Anseriformes; Anatidae
Gene: UBE2E3
Product: ubiquitin conjugating enzyme E2 E3
Exons: 6
Coding region: 208-831 (207 amino acids)
Biological process (GO): protein polyubiquitination
Cellular component (GO): nucleus
Molecular function (GO): ubiquitin conjugating enzyme activity
Source: RefSeq, a predicted model, not a curated record